Messenger RNA from Oncorhynchus gorbuscha (pink salmon), 2183 nucleotides. RefSeq names its product bromodomain-containing protein 9-like. Gene Ontology annotation, cellular component: nucleus. The record is from RefSeq and is a predicted model, not a curated record. Gene Ontology annotation, biological process: regulation of transcription by RNA polymerase II. Lineage: Eukaryota; Metazoa; Chordata; Actinopteri; Salmoniformes; Salmonidae.
AUCCGUUGUUGUGGGAAAUGUACUUCCGGGUUAUCGGGGUAUGGAUCGCAUUUUAAUGCAAACAAUUAUUAGAUACAGAUACCUGAUUACCAGACGCGUUCGCAUAAUUUAAACACAACAAACAUGGGGAAGAAGCAUAAAAAGCACAAGCCGGAGUGGAGAACAGUUGAUGACUGUGAGGACAAGCCUUUUGAGAAGCAGCUGAAGCUGGUGCUCAAAGUGGGAGGAAGUGAGAUCACAGAACUCUCAGGCUCCGGCCAUGACUCCAGUUACUACGACGACAGGUCAGACCAUGAACGAGAGCGCCACAAGGACAAAAAGAAGAAGAAGAAGAAAAAGUCUGAGAAGGAGAAAGACAAACACGUAGAUGAUGAGGAGAGGAGAAGACGGAAGGAGGAGAAGAAGAGGAAGAGGGAGAGGUCUGAGAUGGAGCCGGAGGUGAUGGACCAGUUUCACCCCAACAUCAAGGUAGAGGUGGAGCAACAAGGAGACCGGCCUGUCAGGGCUUGCAGGACAGCCCCGGAGAGUGAGUGCACCCCUCGACAGCAGCUCCUGGAACACUUCCUGCGCCAGCUUCAGAGGAAGGAUGCCCAUGGGUUCUUCACUUUCCCAGUGACAGACGCCAUCGCUCCAGGUUACUCUGUGAUAAUUAAACACCCCAUGGAUUUCAGCACCAUGAACGACAAGAUCACAGACAACGAGUACAAAACCGUCACAGAGUUCAAGGCCGACUUCAAGCUGAUGUGUGAUAAUGCCAUGGUGUAUAACCGUCCAGAGACCGUUUACUACAAGGCUGCCAAGAAACUGCUGCACACUGGCUUCAAGAUGAUGAGCAAAGAGCGGCUGUUAGCACUGAAGCGUAGCAUGUCUUUCAUGCAGGACAUGGAUUUCUCUCAGCAGGCGGCCAUUUUAGGGGAGGAGGACUUGGCGUCUGAGGAGCCCCCUCCGGAGGUCAUCUCCAUGCCCGUGGAGUCGGCGUCGGCCAAGAAAUCCAAGAAACCCAAAGACAUGAAAGAUAUGAAGGAAGUCAUCAGUUACCUGUAUGAGCCAGAUCUGUGGAGUGACGCCUGCAGCCUGACUGACAGCACAGCCACGGAGGAACACGUUCUGGCCCUGGUGGAGCACGCUGCAGAUGAAGCACACGCAUCAACCUACAUGCCCAACUCCAAGAUGGGUUACCUGAGGAAAGAGCCUGAUGGUAAUCUGUUGUACACUGUAGUGAAUCAGCUGAAUCCAGAAGCAAAAGAGGAGGAGACCCACCCUGUGGACCUGAGCUCUCUGUCCAAUAAGCUCCUUCCUGGAUUAACAACACUGGGUUUCAAAGAUGACAGGAGACACAAGGUGACGUUCCUGAGCAGUACCUACAACACCCAGACCCUGCAGAACAACUCCAUCUACCCAGACCUGCUGCCUGAUGAGAUGGACCUGCUCUACUCAGCCUACGGGGAUGAGACUGGGGUGCAGUGUGCUCUCAGUAUUCAGGAGUUUGUUAAAGGUUGUGGGAACGUUACUAAGCGUUUGGUUGACGGGCUGCUGGAUAAGAUGACUGCAGGGGACCACUCUAAGGCUGUCUACCAGAUCAGACAGAAACAUGGCGUUUAUGUUAACUUACCGGACGAACCCAAGAGCAACAUUUACGAUAUGCAGAUGGCUGAUGGGACAGGUCUGGGAGAGGGCAGCUCAGUGCUGGACUUCAUGUCCAUGAAGAGCUACUCUGACAUGUCUCUGGAGAUGUCCAUGCUCAACUCUUUAGGGAAGUCAGUGAAGAAGGAGCCGGGGCAUGAAGACGGGGUCAGCCAGCAGCACUUUGAGGAGGCAGCCAAGCUGCUGCAGGAGUUCCAGGAGGGCCAGGUGGAGAGGGGAGGCUCCAGACCCUCCUCUAACCUCUCCUCCCUGUCAGGGACCUCCGACAGGGACCAGCACCACCUGGGGAGUCCCUCACACCUGGGUGUUGGUGACCAGUCUGAGAUGGUUCAUGACCCCUAUGAGUUCCUCCAGUCUCCAGAGCCAGGCUCCACAUCCAACAGCUGACCUAUGAGUUCCUCCAGUCUCCAGAGCCAGGCUCCACAUCCAACAGCUGACCUAUGAGUUCCUCCAGUCCCCAGAGCCAGGCUCCACAUCCAACAGCUGACCUAUGAGUUCCUCCAGUCUCCAGAGCCAGGCUCCACAUCCAACAGCUGACC